This is a messenger RNA of Ixodes scapularis (black-legged tick), 411 nucleotides long. Its product is annotated as tigger transposable element-derived protein 6-like. The record is from RefSeq and is a predicted model, not a curated record. Gene Ontology annotation, molecular function: nucleic acid binding. The transcript has 3 exons. Lineage: Eukaryota; Metazoa; Arthropoda; Arachnida; Ixodida; Ixodidae. The annotation marks the transcript as partial.
GGCGUUGAUCUCGGAAAAUCGACAGUCCACGCAAUUCUAAAAGAAUCAAAGAAAUGGUUUUACAAGUUGGGCCCAUCUUCGACUCUGGCAUCCGAACCUGUGGCUGGAAACAAGCGAAGCAAAGAGAGAAUCACGGUGGGAUUUUUGUGCAACGCAAGCGGCACCCACAAGUGGAAGCCCAUUGUCGUGGCAAAAGCGGAGCGACCACGAUGUUUUGGCAAGACAUUUGACCCGAACAUGUAUUGCUCUUACAAUUGCAACAAGAAAGCAUGGAUGACAGGAAAGAUGUUUCAAAUCUUCUUGGCGAAAUUCGACCGCUUCUUGGAGGCUGAGAAGAGGAGGGCUGUUUUAAACAUGAAACGUGACACCAGCUGUCUGACUGUCAAAGGUUUGCUGAUAUUCUCUGUUUAA